Messenger RNA from Vigna unguiculata (cowpea), 1206 nucleotides. Its product is annotated as protein TIFY 10A-like. Gene Ontology annotation, cellular component: nucleus. NCBI's taxonomy places the organism in Eukaryota, Viridiplantae, Streptophyta, Magnoliopsida, Fabales, Fabaceae. The record is from RefSeq and is a predicted model, not a curated record. Gene Ontology annotation, biological process: response to wounding; regulation of defense response; regulation of jasmonic acid mediated signaling pathway.
AAAGAUUAUCAUUACAUCUUAGGACUCUUCCUUUGUAAUACAACAACCCUCACCGUCAAACCACGCGUUCUCUGCUUCUCUUUCUCUCUCUCUCUCUCACACCGAAUACUUGUGUUUCUCUUUCUGGCUAUAUUCAAUUCAUCAUGUCGAGCUCGUCGGAGUACUCUGAAUUUUCCGGCCAGAAAUCGGCCAAGUCGCCGGAGAAGUCGAGCUUCUCUCAGACUUGCAGUCUGCUGAGUCAAUACAUCAAGGAGAAGGGUAGCUUUGGAGAUCUCACCCUCGGCAUGACAUGCAACGCCGAACCAUGUGGGUCACCUGAGACUUCUUGUCACUCUGCUACAACAAUGAACUUGUUUCCUACCAAUGAAAACAACGUUACACCAAAGAACCUGACAGCCAUGGAUUUGCUCUCUCCACAAGCUUCCUAUCGUCCUUCAGAGGAGAUUCCAACCUUGGUUAAUUCCAGUGCACUGAAGUCUGCGAACAAGGUUGCUAAAACUGCACAGAUGACAAUCUUUUAUGGAGGACAAGUUGUUGUGUUUGAUGAUUUUCCUGCUGACAAAGCCAAUGAGAUCAUGUCCUAUGCUAGAGGGAAGCCACAGAGUCAGAACAAUUCUGUUUUCACUUACACACAGAGCCAGCCUUCAUUUCCUCCUAGUUUGGUCAGAACUUCUGCGGAUUCAACUGCUCCAAUUAUUCCUACUGUCACUAUUACCAACACCAUCCAUGAACACUCUCAACCAUCAUCCAGGCCUGUUGUUUGUGAUCCACCAAUUGCUAGAAAAGCUUCACUCCACCGGUUUCUGUUGAAGAGAAAGGAUAGAAUUGCUUCCAAAGCUCCAUAUCAAGUACCAAACGGGCCAUCAACUGAGUCCAUGCCACCAUGGCUUGGGUUGAAUGCUACUUCACCUAAAAUCUGAGAGCAGCUACAGAAUAUAUAAUUUUAAGCAUAUUUUUGUUGUGAAAAUGCUAACUAGUCAGAUGUUUUUUGCCAGAUUUCUUCACUAAGUUUCUGGUUAUAUUUUUUUCCUGACUGGGUAGCAUUAUUACUUUUUUUUUUGUAAUGUUUUUUACAAUGUUUUAUGGGCUUUUUGCUUUGUUUGUCAUAGUAAUUUCGGCUCUGCUGGGCUAUGUCAUAGAUCUAACUAUUUGUUAGUUGUUGCUGCUCUAAUUAUAGUGAUUCAAUAUAUUCAUUGUUAUAUUAAA